AUGGCCAAAUCAGUUAGCCAGAAAAAAGCCAAGCAGGCGAAGAAGGAGGAGCCAAAGGUUCAGGAAGAAGAAAAGAUACAACUACAAGAAUCUGCUGAUUCUCUGAGUGAAGAGCAGUUGUCCAGUGAUGAAGAAGAAGUUGAUAUCGAAGGUCUCGAAGUCCCUCCUCCAGGUGCCAAAGAUACACAGAAGCUCGGUGGCCAUGUGGUGAACUUUGAAACGUCAGAGAAGAGUAAACCACAUAUUAGCACCAAGAAGAGAGGAGUUAUUUACAUUGGUCGUCUCCCUCAGCAUUUCCAGGAGAAGGAAGCCAAGAAGUACUUCAGACAGUUUGGAGACAUCACCAAAUUGAGAAUCGCUAGAAACAAGACUACUGGUCGCAUGAAGCAUUACGGUUUUAUCGAAUUCAAGGAUGAGGAGGCUGCUAAGGUGGCUGCCGAGACCAUGAACAACUACCUUAUCAUGGGCCACAUGAUGAAGGUUCACGUUGUCGCUAACCCAAGAGAUGACCUUUUCCCAGCCAAGUUGAAGAGCACUUUCACCGAAUUUGACUGGAGAGCCAAGGAUUACGCUGCAUACCACGCAAAGAAGACUUUGGCUGAAUGGGAGAAGAAGCAGGCCGAGUUCGAGGCCCUGAAGCAGGCUAAGUUUGACGAGUUGAAGGAACUCGGGUUCAACUACUCGCUUGAAGCAUAA
This is a messenger RNA of Candidozyma haemuli, 696 nucleotides long. RefSeq names its product rRNA-binding ribosome biosynthesis protein (gene NOP15). Lineage: Eukaryota; Fungi; Ascomycota; Pichiomycetes; Serinales; Metschnikowiaceae. Gene Ontology annotation, molecular function: RNA binding. Gene Ontology annotation, cellular component: nucleolus. Bases 1 to 696 code for a protein of 231 amino acids. The transcript has a single exon. The record is from RefSeq and is a predicted model, not a curated record. Gene Ontology annotation, biological process: maturation of LSU-rRNA from tricistronic rRNA transcript (SSU-rRNA, 5.8S rRNA, LSU-rRNA).